AUGUGCACCACUACAGUUAUCCUUCACACUUGUGCCAAUUGCGGCAAAGAGAUCUGCCGCCGUCUGGAUCGACUUACUACUUGUCCGUUCCGCAUGCUCCCCCACCCUAGCUGCACUCACCACGACACCAAGUACCGCACUUACACCAAGCUCUGCUCUCGAUGCCACCCUGCUUGUGCCUGCUUCACUGACGAGGAGCUCGCCAAGAUCCUCGGCACCGAUGUGCAGACUUGUGAUCUUGCCAAGUGCCGUUGCGUCAAGAAUGUCCAGAAGACUAACAAAGAUGAGAAGCAGUAG
Molecule: messenger RNA, 297 nt
Organism: Colletotrichum karsti
Lineage: Eukaryota; Fungi; Ascomycota; Sordariomycetes; Glomerellales; Glomerellaceae
Exons: 1
Coding region: 1-297 (98 amino acids)
Source: RefSeq, a predicted model, not a curated record